Molecule: messenger RNA, 2574 nt
Organism: Loxodonta africana (African savanna elephant)
Lineage: Eukaryota; Metazoa; Chordata; Mammalia; Proboscidea; Elephantidae
Gene: ERRFI1
Product: ERBB receptor feedback inhibitor 1
Exons: 4
Coding region: 226-1602 (458 amino acids)
Biological process (GO): regulation of keratinocyte differentiation; negative regulation of epidermal growth factor receptor signaling pathway
Source: RefSeq, a predicted model, not a curated record
GGCCGAGUGCGAAGUAGUCACAGCGAGCGGGAGAGCAGGCGAGGCGUGCGGAGAGGCGCCUGCGCGAUGUCUGGGCCCUUGAGCCCGCGGCGCUGAGCCAGCCGGGACGGACAUGCGCGGCAGGGCGCCGUGGGGCAGCCGCGCUCCGCCGGGGGAAUGAAAGCUACUGGUUGACUAAAAAUCCUUGGGCUUCACAACUUUGGAGUCAUCCCAGAAUAAGGCACAAUGUCAACAGCAGGAGUUGCUGCUCAGGAGAUUAGAGCCCCAUUAAAAACUGGAUUUCUACCGAAUGGCCAAGCCUUGGGGACUAUGAAGACCUGCUGGGGCAGUCGCAGUGCUUUGGAAAAUAAUUUUUUAAGUAUUGAUCCAAUAACCAUGGCCUACAGUCUGAACUCGACUGCCCAGGAGCACCUAACAUCUAUUGGGCAUACUUCAAAAUCUGCUCCGAUGAAUGGGCACUGCUUUGCAGAAAAUGGUCCAUCUCAGAAAUCCAGCUUGCCUCCUCUUAUUAUUCCAAGUGAAAACUUGGGACAACUCGAAGAGGAUCCAGUUACGUGUAGUUUCAAGAAACUUUCAGUAAAUGGGGUUUGCGCUUCUACUCCUCCACUUACCCCCAUAAAAAACUCACCUUCCCUUUUCCCCUGUGGAGCUCUUUGUGAACGGGGUUCUAGGCCCCUUCCGCCACUGCCAAUCUCUGAAGACCUCUCUCUGGAUGAGACAGACUGUGAGGUAGAAUUCCUAACUAGCUCUGACACAGACUUCCUUUUAGAAGACUGUACACUUUCUGACUUCAAAUAUGGUGUUCCAGGCAGGCGAAGCUUCCGUGGAUGUGGACAGAUCAAUUAUGCGUACUUUGAUACCCCUGCCGUUUCAACAACUGAAGAUCUCAACCAUGCAUCUGACCAAAAUGGAUGCAUCCAAAAUUCAAAUCCUCCUCCAUCUCAAAGCCACCGAAGACUGAGAAGAUCUCAUUCAGGACCAGCAGGAUCUUUUAACAAGCCGGCCAUAAGGAUAUCCAGUUAUUUACACAGAGCUUCUCCUAACUCUGAUGAAGACAAACCUGAGGUUCCCCCCAGGGUUCCCAUACCUCCAAGGCCAGUAAAGCCAGAUUAUAGAAGAUGGUCAGCAGAAGUUACUUCUAGUACCUACAGUGAUGAAGACAGGCCUCCCAAAGUACCGCCAAGAGAACCUUUGUCACGGAGUAACUCCCGCACACCAAGUCCUAAAAGCCUUCCAUCUUACCUCAAUGGGGUCAUGCCCCCUACCCAGAGCUUUGCCCCUGAUCCCAAGUACGUCAGUAGCAAAGCUCUACAAAGACAGAACAGUGAAGGAUCUGCCAAUAAGGUUCCUUGCAUUCUGCCCAUUAUCGAAAAUGGAAAGAAGAUUAGUUCGACACAUUAUUACCUACUACCUGAGAGACCACCAUACCUGGACAAAUAUGAAAAAUUUUUUAGAGAAGCAGAAGAAGCAAACACUCAAAUCCAGCCCUUAUCUGCUGACUGCAGUAUCAUUUCGGCCACAGAAAAGCUGGACUCCAAAACAAAAAUGGAUAUAGGGGGCCACGUGAAGCGCAAACAUUUAUCCUAUGUGGUUUCUCCUUAGACUUUGGGGUCCUGACUCAGCAGAGGUUACACAGGAACAGAUGGUUCUCGAGCAAUAUUCCAAGCUGAUUGAGGUUCACGGGAAAAUCUUUUAUAUUGCAGAAUAGUUGAACUCUCUGUCUUAAAGAGAAAGGUUUAGAGCAGGUGUGAGGUGCUGUUAUGUUGAGAAUCCCUGAUUUUGUUAGUGUUGGAGAAAACUCUAUUCAAGUCUAUAAUUUAAAGAUGUGAUGGCGGGGAGGGAGGGAUGGGAAAACUUUUAUAUAUGCAUACAUUAUAUACCUUUAUAUAAACUUGUGGUAUAACCAUAGACGAUAGUUGCAGGUUAACCAGUUAGUUACUAUCUUAGAGUAAUAUAUAUUCAGAAUAAUAAAAACUCAAGCUGGAGAAAUGACUCUUGAUAGACUGAAAAUUGAGCAAAAUGGAAGAAAAUACAGUAUUGUUUAGAAUCAGAUUCAUAAAAAAAUUAUUUUUGUUUAGUAAGUUUGAAGAUUUCUGGCUUUUAGGCCUGUUAUAUUUUUCGUUUCACUUAUUUUUGCAAACACUCUUUUCCAUGGAUGGCAGGGUGUCCGUUCUUGACCAGGACUGUACCUACCAAAUUUAAAAAUCACCCCAAGGUCUAAAACUUCAGGUUUUGUGUUUUGUUGAUGGGUGGGGGUAACAGUUUAUUUGGCAAACCAUGUUAUCACCUGUACAUCUCACAUUUUGAAAAAUGAAAAUAGAAUUAGUAAAUCAUUUUUCCUUACAGUUCCUGCUUUAUCGCACGCAGUAAAAUGGCACGUUGCAGUUGUGCCUGACAGAGACAGUGGGGUACGCUAGACUCAAGUGGAAAGGCAGACUAGUUGCCAGUGUGGAGGGGAUCAGUUUUAAGCAAUAGUGAAGCAAUUAGCUCUGUGACUGAGAGUUUUUGUGUGGGGGUGUGUGUUGUGGAGUUUUUUUGUUUUUGUUUUUUUUUAGACUGUAUUAAUAAACAAAU